ACCAAAGGCGCCGUGUUGGUACAAGUACUGAGUCAGUCCAAGGCUGCAUGCACCUUUCCCUCGACGCCCCAUGCGAAUCAAAACACACAACCGCAACGAAACCAGCGACAACCACAGCAACAACCAGCGACAACCAGCACUCCAGCAAGAGGAGAUAUCCACAGCAGGUUCAGAAUCUUCCGAUACACGGCUCAUACUCACGGGACCUUUUGCGGAUGAUAACUGGGCCUGGGUCACAGCGGGCCGAAUCGAAGAUCCAUCUCCUUUGAACCACCCGCGCAUCCGCCUGUCUGUCUUUGGUGUGCCCAAAGGCUGCAGUGAAGACUCAGAAGACCCAGGAGGCAAGGAGAGUAGGACCACCAAGACAACACCUCGACCAUCGCAACGCGCCUCGGUUGCCCGCACUAUCUCGUGCAUUCCAACAUACGGGCCAGUUGGCCAUCACACCUGGGCUCCCAACCCACUCCACCAUCGAGUCUGGCUUGUGGGGGAUGAACAUCAGUCGUCUGUCGGUUUUGCCCAUCAGGAAUCGACGCCGUGACGCUCAUCAGGCGGCUCCCAGAAAGGCUCGGCCGGACUGUGACACCUGUUCCAAUUAAAGAGCCCCGGUUGCUGAAGCUCCGCUCCAUCCUGCGUGCUGAGCAAGUUGUCUUUGUUGUCGCCGCUGGGGCAUUCCUCGUUGUCGUCUGCAACUUCUCUGCGCUGCGGUGGCGAAGCAGCCCACAAAGCGAGGGCGAUCGCCAGAGCUGUCGUCCGGUCAGCAAGCUUGCAAUUUCGACGACGCCGAUAUUCGUGGUCUUUCGUCCACAGCCGGUCUUCUGUGACCCCGGCCAGACCAAUGGUCGAUUGGCCCAGCGGUUUUCGGAACACCGCCGACGUUGAUAGCGGCUGAAGCUUAAAUUGAGCUCCACACUGGCGCACACUGUCAGUCACCCUCUGCUACCGUGGGAUCGUGGCAGGUCGGCACGUGCAGCUUGUGCAACACGACAGGAUCCCCGGAAUCUUGAACAAACUCUAUUCCAGUCCCUUCUCCGGCCUUGCUCUUCCGGCGCAUUGAUCAGAUCGCCCUGCAAUCGGGCGAGAUCGAAAUCAGGGCAGAUCGAGAUAGGCUAACUCGGUUCAACUUCUUGCAGCGCUCAGAACUCUAUCGGGGAAUCGGAGCAGCCAGUCUGCCGCGUUUGGACGAGGGCGACGGAACCGUUUCCACGGACUUCUUUGGAAGCCACAGCAGAGAUAAACGUCCUUUGCCACAAUGUCGGACAUAGACCAGGCUGGCCGCACACCGGCCAUGAAGCCGUUUUCCUACACGGCUCAUGCGGCCCAAGAACAGAGACCACGCGGACGAGCCGGCUCGAAUUCGUCUGCGUCCUCCGCCACAACGACUGCCAGCACCAAAAGCCACGACCAGUUUGUCUUCUCACCACACCAGACCCCUGCGUCUGAAAAGGAGCCCUUUUUCUCGCAUCAAGAGUUCUCGAGCCUAAAUAACCCCCGAACACAAAGCGUUCCCUCGCAAACACACGACACACCUACUUCGCAUCUCUCCUCUGAACCAACACAUUCCGCCACCUCUCGCAGCCGACCUAUCGUGAUCGAACUGCCAUCGUCCUUACCGAAAAGGCCCAAAACAGGCUCUGCCUACACACCAAUCCCGCCGCUCUCUGCUCGCGGUGACAUCUCAGGCGGCUACUUUCCAUUCCACGAAGAUCCCGAAGACCGCAUCCACAGACCGCAUCCAUUCCACACCGCUGAAAAAGAAGCGCGACGGGCUUGCGACAUUGAGAGCAGCGCCAGAAGCAUUGAAAGCACUAACAGUACCCAUCCCUCGUCUGCAGGACGUCGUCCUCCCCCAGGACCGACUCCAAUUUCCGCACCACCUCGGCAUUUCCCAAUGCUGCAAGCUGCAGAGAUGCCUUCGUCUCGCGGUCACACGCCUGUCACUUCCUACGUGCCAAGCGGCCUGCACGAGACACCUCUCCCCGUCGGCAAAUACUAUCCCUCGAACUACGAACAACGACAAAAACAGAGCCAUCACUCGUCGUCAAGUAGCACGCGACGGCCCUCCGCCAUCGGCCCCUCGUCUGUCAAGUCCGAUACUGUCGUGCCGCAAAUCAACAGGGCAGACCCGCGCGGACGUCCCGACUCUGAGGCCAAGAUGCGAUUACUACAAUACCAACGCGACAUGAUCACACAAGCCCAGCUUGCCAAACAACGGCUGGAGGAUGGGGGCUCAUCCAUAAGUCCGGGAACGGCGGGCCACCAAAGCGCGAGGUUGCUGAAAACUGGCUCGACACGGGGGCCCAUAUCACCAAGGCUACAGCCGCUGGGCAGCCCCGGACCAGUGACGCCCUUAGCUUUAGAGGGCGCUGAUGGUUACCUUUCAGCUCGAAGUCGAGUCAGCCCUCGGGACAGGCCGAGACCAGUUCUAAGCCCAGAUGCUGGACGAGAGAACCACGCUGUCGCGCGAGCGAUGAAGGCCCGCGGCGAGAGAAGACGGAGGGAGGGCCGAUGCUCACCAGCCGUCGAGGCGGGCGGCUUCGGAUUCUAACGCACCCCGCGUGACAGUUGGGAUUUCAGCGAGUCCUUCAUUUGUCCUUCACCUCUACUGACAGCAUCGCGGCAUGGCCGGGCCUAACCGGCUAAGAUGUUUCUUCGCGAACGUUACCAGUCACUCCACUCUUCAAGCACAACGCAAAGAGACGUUCCGCUCAGCCAUCAAACUUUUGGUGUGACGCGCGACAUCUCGUACACAGCUUGACAGUCAGCCGUGCCAACCGGCUAUUGGAUGGCGACAGGCUGGCACCUUAUGUUCUCCAGCCAGCAUGACUAUUUGAUAUUUGAUACCCUCAGCGCUUGGUACCCAGGAUAGACAGCAUUCUUUACACAUAUUCACUCCAAGCAACGCGAGUGGUCUUGUUUGAUAGAUUGCAUGGGUCGGGAGCUCUUUUUAUUACAUUUUUGGACGCUUGUGGACAAGCACUGUGGGAACGUUUCAGUUCCUGAUGCUAGCUUAAGUGUCAUUCGCUAGGCGGAAGCGAGAUGUGAAUGGGAGGGUUUUGUUGAAAAGUAAGCGGCCAACAUGAUUCUUGAAAGCGGGGCGGUCCGUUGGCAGAGUACUCAGGUAGAAUUAUAAAGAGUUCUUGCCCCAUCAUAACGAUGUCAUUGUUUGAUGGGGCUAUAUAAACAAAACCAAGACAUUGAUAGGG
This is a messenger RNA of Diaporthe batatas, 3206 nucleotides long. RefSeq lists its product as uncharacterized. Bases 1253 to 2548 code for a protein of 431 amino acids. The record is from RefSeq and is a predicted model, not a curated record. The transcript has 3 exons. NCBI's taxonomy places the organism in Eukaryota, Fungi, Ascomycota, Sordariomycetes, Diaporthales, Diaporthaceae.